UAUCGUACUUUCUCUCUCUACAUAACUAAUCACUUUCUCUCUCUAGAUUACUGCAAAAUUCUGUGUUCUAUCUGAUUGCAUUUCACUCCAAUCUGACUAACUCGGAAUCCAUUGUUUUGCUUUUGAGUGACUGCUCUAAUUCAACUGAGGAUUUUCAUUUGAGACUGAGGGUUGUGCUUUUUAGCUUGAUUGAUUCUGGUUCUUGAAAGUUCAAAGAUUCCAGUUUGUCAGUUCCAUUUUGAGGUGAAUCUUGUUAUUAAUCCUAGAGAUUCUUUAGAAAGGUAUCUGAAUUGAGAUGCUUGGGAGUUAGUUCUGUACUGGAAGUUGGUAUACGUGACAUAGAAGGUGAAUCACGUUAUUGGUGCUUUGUUAUUUCAUCAUCUGAUUGGAAUGAGGAGCAAAGGAGAAAGGAUUUGCCGCUAUGUAGAAUUCCGUAGUUUGGUUACAGAGUAUCAGUAGCUAAUUUAGUCUGAUCUCCAUUGCUAUCUUCGUUGGGGUCACUGAUUAGUUAGUUGUUGAGACGUGCAAAAUGCUGGAGACUCAACUAUGUCCUGCUCGGGUGUUAUCACCUUUCCGUGAAGAGAGUGGUGAUGAGGAACUGUCUGUACUUCCAAGGCAUACCAAAGUUAUUGUGACCGGAAACAACAGAACCAAGAGCGUUUUGCUGGGACUUCAGGGAGUUGUCAAGAAGGCUGUUGGGCUUGGUGGUUGGCAUUGGUUGGUUUUGAAAAAUGGGGUUGAAGUCAAACUACAAAGAAAUGCAUUGAGUGUGCUAGAACCUCCCACGGGAGAUGAAGAAGACGAUGAUUAUGACUUUGACAACUCAAGCAGUGGUUCAGACAUUGUUGAAAAAGAAACCCAUCACUUUGCCACUGGUGUCGAAUACAGAAAAGUGAGCAAGCCUAGAGUUCGUUAUACAAGGCCAUGGGCCUUAUCUGGACCACCAAAGACAAUGAGCCGUGGCAAUUGCAGAGAAGUUGAACCUAACUAUUUGCAACCGAGGUUGAACUUGGCAAAACUAGGAACUGGUUCAUUAUGGAGGUACUGGCGAAACUUCAACCUUGCACAUAUUAGCCCUAACCCAACGAAGGAACAACUGCUUAGUACAGUGCAGCAGCACUUCUCGUCACAGCGUGUCGAUGAGGUACAAGUGGUGGUGGAAUUUAUCCGUGCGGCCAAGCGAUUAAGAUCAACUGACACACAUUGACAUUUGUUGAUGAUGAUAGGGGAAAGUGGUGAAGAAGGUCGGAUUAUUAUCUGUAAUAUAAUGCAUAUAUAGAGUAAAUAUUUAUGAACCUCUAACUUAGUUCAGCUAAUUAUAGACUCUACUAAUGGAGACUUGACUGUGGUGGGAGCUUCUUUGUUAGCUACUCCCCCAAAUUGUCUCCCGGAUCCCUAACCUGGUAUUAUGCGGCUGUGAGCCGGUUGAUAUUUAUAACCUUCAAUUCUGGUGUGAUUCUACUUUAGUACUUUU
Molecule: messenger RNA, 1474 nt
Organism: Lycium ferocissimum
Lineage: Eukaryota; Viridiplantae; Streptophyta; Magnoliopsida; Solanales; Solanaceae
Exons: 7
Coding region: 530-1207 (225 amino acids)
Biological process (GO): regulation of DNA-templated transcription
Cellular component (GO): histone deacetylase complex
Molecular function (GO): transcription coregulator activity; protein binding
Source: RefSeq, a predicted model, not a curated record